AUGGCCGACCAUGAUCUCUACCAGCUCCUUGGUGUGGACCCCAAUGCCAGUGCCAGCGAGCUCCGCAAGGCAUAUCUGCGCGAAGCGCGCACACACCAUCCCGACAAAGCGGGGGCCAACCCCAAGGCAGACGAUGACCGCUUCUUUCACCUCAAGCGCGCUUACGAUAUUCUCAGCCACCCCGUUCGUCGCCUGGUUUACGAUAAGCGCGAGUACACCACCAUUCAACUCCUUCACACCAGCCCCCUCUUUGACGCGGACGACUUUUUUGAGCAACAUCCCUGGCUCCGCCCAGGCCCCGCCGAGACAACCCUAGCCUCACCCCAAUCUGGCGUCUCUUCCUCCUCCUCCUCCACUUCCUCCUCUUCCUCCUCGUUUGUACAGGCCCCUGCUCCACGGGAGAGCCCUCCCUCGCCCCGCGAGCGCGAUGUUCCCUCUCCAGACAUCACCACCAUCGAUGCAUCAACCACCACGGCCCUUGCAGAUAGCCCCGCCCCGUCUAGCCGGCCGCAUACUACCGACAGCCCAACCAAAUUGGCCCCUUCCAGUCCCAAAAGCCAAUCCAGUCCCACCGCCAACGACAGCGGGGCCCCCAUCACACUUGCAACACGUCGCGAUAGCCAAAACAGCCCUGGCCAGGCGCCGCCUGCGAAUCAUCCUGUAGAUGCCAGCCACCGCAAGACGGAGCUAUGGUUGGACCUGGAAGACCGCUUGUUUCCCUCUGUCAAGGAGGUCUCCGUCUCCCGCACCGUGCUACCCAAGCAUGGGCCCAGGCGCGAAGAAACCAUCCUGCUGACCGUCGACGUUCAGCCCCAUUGGGAGCACGGCACCGUCGUCACCUUUGGCGGCGCUGGCGACGUGGUCGAGGACGGCAGUCAUGAGUUUGACUACCACGUGCACAUUUGCUUCCGCCCCCACCCCAUCUACACCUGCCAGGGCUCUGACCUGUUGGCUGUGGCCAAGGUCUCCCUCUGGGGCGCUCUCUAUGGCUGCACCACCGUCCUUCCCCUGCCCGAUGGCACUGAACAUCUCAUUCCCCUCGACAGCGUGGCCCCAGACACCAAAUAUCGUAUUCCUGGUGCUGGUCUGCGUAAAGCUAGCACCACCGAACCGGAUCGCGUCAGCAGGCCCGCAUCAGAACGUGCCCUCGAGAAACCUCAUGCCUUGCGUGGCGACAUUUGGGUCGAAUUUGUCAUUGACACCCCCGAAGCCCCUGCAGAGCUUCCUUUCUCCAAGUGCACUUACCCCACCCACUGGACCGCCAUCCCCGUUGCCUGUGAGCGCUGCCAGCGACGUCACUGCUCUGGUGAGGUCGAUACCUGCAAGUUUCAUCCCGGGGCUCUCCUGGCCGAGAUCACGCUCGAUGCCGGCCCCGCGCCACCGGCAACGCUCACCGCAUGCUCCCCACAAGCCAACGCCAUGCUCCGGCGCCAAAACACAACCCACAUCCAGAGUCAGUGGCGCGCGCGCACGCCAUCGCUGCGCACAAUCGGUUAA
Monosiga brevicollis MX1 is the source of this 1497-nucleotide messenger RNA. RefSeq lists its product as uncharacterized. The transcript is spliced from 2 exons. The record is from RefSeq and is a predicted model, not a curated record. Gene Ontology annotation, cellular component: cytosol. Gene Ontology annotation, molecular function: protein-folding chaperone binding. Lineage: Eukaryota; Choanoflagellata; Craspedida; Salpingoecidae. Bases 1 to 1497 code for a protein of 498 amino acids.